AUGAACCUCACACUGAGCGCUGAGCCUGGACUCUUCCUGACCAACAGCUCCCCGGGGAUGCGAGCCAAUCCUGUCACAGCAUUCAUGUCACAUGACCUCCAUCCAGCCAAUGAUUCACUCCCCAACAUCACUCAGAUUCCCAGCGUGCUCUCAGACCCGCUCGGUGGCCACAGCGUCCUUCAGGUCGUGAUGAUUGCGUUAUUGUGCGGAUCCAUCUCUCUGCUCACCAUCAUCGGGAACACACUCGUCCUGCUGUCCUUCAAACUCAACAAACAGCUCAAAACCGUCAACAAUUAUUAUCUGCUGAGCCUGGCGUUCGCUGACCUCAUCAUCGGCGUGCUGUCCAUGAAUCUAUACACCACCUACAUCAUCAUGGACCAGUGGGCGCUGGGAAACUUUGCGUGCGAUCUAUGGCUGGCUAUUGAUUACGUAGCCAGCAAUGCAUCAGUUAUGAAUCUGCUGGUUAUCAGUUUCGACCGCUAUUUUUCAGUCACGCGUCCGCUUACUUACAGAGCAAAGCGGACUACUAAGCGCGCAAUGACUAUGAUUGGUUUAGCCUGGUCCAUUUCGUUCAUCCUAUGGGCUCCUGCGAUUCUCUUCUGGCAGUAUUUUGUCGGAGAACGGACGGUUGAGCCAGAUAAGUGUUAUAUACAGUUCAUUUCAGAGCCAAUAACUACGUUUUGCACAGCAAUCGCUGCGUUUUACCUGCCGGUGACCAUCAUGACUGUGCUUUACUGGAGGAUCUAUAAGGAAACGGAAAACCGUUCUAGGGAAUUAGCAGGAUUGAAAGCAUCUGGGAAUGCGAAGGAAGAGUCUGUGGUGGUGGUUCCUCAAACGGGAAGCUCUCGAAGCCACAGCAGCUACGAGCUCCAACCGGCAGCUCCGAUGAGGACAAAUAAAACAAGGCGACUGUGGUUUUGGAGUCGUGGAGAUGUGGAGCGCAGCAGUAGCGACAGCUGGAAUAAUAACGAAACUGCCGUCUCUAUCGAUCAAUCAGAUGACGACGAUGAAGAGGAUGGCGAACACAUCUAUACCAUCGAGAAGCAAGAUUUAGAGGCGAAACCAUCCAAAUUAGAAGUUUCAAAAUCAUCCACUCUGGACUCCAAAGAUCAGCCUGGUAAAUCCGCACGCAAGACCAACAAGCGUAAGAAGCUGUCGCUGGUGAAAGAGAAAAAAGCGGCGCAGACUUUGAGCGCCAUCUUGUUGGCCUUCAUCAUCACAUGGACGCCGUAUAACAUUAUGGUGCUUCUGAAUGCUUUCUGCGAUGGAUGCAUCCCGGAGACGCUGUGGGCUUUGGGGUAUUGGCUGUGCUACGUCAAUAGUACGGUAAACCCCAUGUGUUAUGCGCUCUGCAAUAAAGCUUUCCGCACCACCUUUAGGUCGAUCCUGCUGUGUCAGUGGAGGAAGAAGAAAGUCAAUAAAACACAGAUCCAGCAGAGAGCGCCGGCCGCCACCUACCGCAAACACACUCCUGCUGAAGCCUAG
Messenger RNA from Danio aesculapii, 1485 nucleotides. RefSeq names its product cholinergic receptor, muscarinic 3b (gene chrm3b). The transcript has a single exon. Bases 1 to 1485 code for a protein of 494 amino acids. Gene Ontology annotation, cellular component: plasma membrane. Lineage: Eukaryota; Metazoa; Chordata; Actinopteri; Cypriniformes; Danionidae. Gene Ontology annotation, biological process: adenylate cyclase-activating adrenergic receptor signaling pathway. The record is from RefSeq and is a predicted model, not a curated record. Gene Ontology annotation, molecular function: G protein-coupled acetylcholine receptor activity.